CUGAUCUCAGGGAGGCUUUUAUAAUUUCCCCUCAAUUUCUCCGUCCCUACUCAUUUUGAUCAAUUUCUACGAAAAGCACGAAUCUUUAAACCCGGGACUGUCCUUGUAAUCGAGUGUGUCCUUGUACAAUAAUAACAAUCGAUGAAUUUUGUGGUGAGAUCCGGUGAGAGAUAGAUUUUAUAAUAAGGCAAAGAUUAGAUUACCCUUUGGGCGUAUCCUCCUUUUUUGUUCUGUGUGUGUGUGAUAUGGGUAACGUGAACGCGAGAGAAGAAGCGAAUAGUAACAACGCAUCUGUGGUCGAAGACGACGACGCUGAGAUUUGCUCUCGACAAGCCAUGGCUGCUGCUUCCGAUGGUAACCAUACCGCACCACCUGAGCUCAUGGGUCAAUCUCCUCCUCACAGCCCUCGAGCUACCCAAUCUCCUCUCAUGUUCGCUCCUCAGGUUCCGGUGCUUCCACUACAAAGACCAGAUGAAAUUCACAUCCCAAACCCGUCGUGGAUGCAAUCGCCUUCUUCGUUGUACGAAGAGGCUUGCAACGAGCAAGGAAUCCCAACGAUGAUCACAUGGUGCCAUGGAGGAAAAGAAAUCGCUGUGGAGGGAUCAUGGGAUAAUUGGAAGACAAGAAGUCGGCUGCAGAGAUCUGGGAAAGACUUCACAAUAAUGAAAGUGCUGCCUUCAGGAGUCUAUGAGUACAGGUUCAUUGUUGAUGGACAGUGGAGGCAUGCCCCUGAGCUCCCUUUGGCUCGAGAUGAUGCUGGAAACACUUUCAACAUUUUGGACCUCCAGGACUAUGUUCCUGAAGACAUUCAAAGCAUAUCUGGUUUUGAGCCUCCACAAUCUCCAGAGGCUAGUUACAGCAACUUGCUUCUGGGAGCUGAGGACUACUCGAAAGAACCGCCUGUGGUUCCACCGCACCUACAGAUGACGCUACUGAACUUGCCAGCAGCUAACCCUGACAUUCCAUCUCCGUUGCCGAGACCUCAGCAUGUCAUUCUCAAUCAUCUUUACAUGCAGAAGGGCAAAAGUGGUCCAUCUGUGGUUGCGCUUGGUUCCACUCAUCGGUUUCUAGCAAAGUAUGUAACUGUGGUGCUCUACAAGUCCCUGCAGAGGUGAGAAGAAGAUGAUGCCGAUUCCAAAUGGGUAGCAUGUGGAAACUCGACAUGCUCCUAUCUAGUUUGGUGUUUCAAAGUCUUAACUCAUGGAGAAUGGGUGAGGCUACUAUAGGAAGGAGACAUGCUAAGAAGAGUAAUUUCAGGCAAAGUAUUCCCUCAAUACGGCGAAUUUUGUUGUCUUUAAAGUUGUCAAUAAGGUUUACCAACAGAAUGAAGAUGCAGUAUUCAAUCAGUGUCAAUGUAAUCUUUUGGUUUGAAGACUUCAUCAUCUGUUUUUUUUUUUUUCUUUUAGCAUAAUUUAGAAAAGAAGAAUGCAGGAACUACUUCACUUGUAAAACCGGCAAAUCUUCUCUCUCUUUUUUUGGCUUUGUUUUGGGGCUUUCAAGUUUUCACAACA
This is a messenger RNA of Eutrema salsugineum, 1511 nucleotides long. Its product is annotated as SNF1-related protein kinase regulatory subunit beta-2. Bases 246 to 1115 code for a protein of 289 amino acids. The transcript is spliced from 4 exons. Gene Ontology annotation, molecular function: protein binding. NCBI's taxonomy places the organism in Eukaryota, Viridiplantae, Streptophyta, Magnoliopsida, Brassicales, Brassicaceae. The record is from RefSeq and is a predicted model, not a curated record.